Xenopus tropicalis (tropical clawed frog) is the source of this 2510-nucleotide messenger RNA. It is a transcript of the gene selplg, whose product is annotated as selectin P ligand. The coding region runs from base 238 to 1290 and encodes 350 amino acids. The transcript has 3 exons. NCBI's taxonomy places the organism in Eukaryota, Metazoa, Chordata, Amphibia, Anura, Pipidae. The record is from RefSeq and is a predicted model, not a curated record.
AUGUGCAGUCAUGUCUGCAUGCUUGGCUCCCAGCAAGCCACAUAGGGUCUGCCUCUGGAAUGACCAUUUCCCUACCGUAGGACUUAGUGGAAUAGUUCUGCCUGGUAUACUGUGUAUACAACUCUGAAGCUCUGGCAUGUCCCAGUGCAGGGAAGGACUCCAUCAACCUGAGCACUUUGGAUGCUGAUCUGAACAUCGAGAACCUAUUUUGCUGUAUUCAAAGAUUUGCAGGGUAAGAUGCUUUUCCCAUGGGCCACCAUCUUGAAAUUGAGCAUUGUUGUUCCUCUUUCUAUUGCCUAUAAACUUCCAGCUCAGAACAAUGGACAUUUGGCUUUGCUAAAUGAUGAAAUCUUGCAAGACCCGUCAAAGGGGGCACAUGAGGGCAAAAUGGAACUGCAAUAUUCUAGCUUAUUACGUAAGAAAAGGGAAGAUGCUAAUAAAUCUGCAGAUGCUGUGCAGGAGGACAACAGCACACUGAUUUCAAAUACAUCUGAUGCUAUUAUUGCAACCAGCAAAACAAUGUCACUAUUAGAGAAAUCCACUGAAGCACCCAUAUCUGUGACCCACUCAGAAUCAAGUCUAGAUGAAAGUGAAACUAAUAGCAUUUCACCUGACCAAGAAUCAACUCCAACACCGCUCAUUCACCAGUCUACAGAUUCUCUGGAUCAUAUUUCAUUCCUCAGUUCCACAGCCUCUCCAGAUGUAACUUCUGGCACCAAUAAAGGAUUUGAGGAAACUACUAUCUCUGAUCACACAGAAACUAUUCAAACGAUUUAUUCGACUAACCAAUCAGAGAGCGCAACAGGUCAUGUGAAUGAAUAUAAAACAUUUAGUCCCCCUUCACAGUUUUCUACAAAAUCACCCUCUGAAUCUAUAGUGACAUCAACAAAUCAUCCCAGGGAACCCAAUAACACCACCAAACAGAAACCAGAUGAUUCCACUUCAUCUUCUAAAACAAUGGUUGUAACAUUCAUAACAACAUUUGCAGAGCAGUCCCCUCCUGUACAUUCCCUCAUGAGGCAAUGCAUGUUGGCUAUCUUGAUUUUAGCUGUCCUAUGCACAAUCUUUCUCAUUUCUACUAUUGCGCUUGCUGCUAAGCUUUCCAGAGUUAAGAGCCGCUACAAGAUGCGGCAGUCACACUUCACAGAGAUGACCUGCAUCACCUCUCUCCUUCCGGAAAGUGACCAACAAAGUAAAGUGAAGCCAAAGAAGAUGAAAACAUUUGCUGCCAGUGUAGAGGAGAGUGAUGGAGAUAAUACAACUCUCAACAGCUUCCUGCCUGAUCACUAGAACAAUCUGCUAUUAAGACUUUACUGAGGUCCAAGUUAAUGAAGCAAGUCACCAAGUCCUAAUUAUAAAUUUCCCUUGUUCUUUUGUCUUGCAGAUUGUCUAAGUGUGACCUUAUUCCUCCGUAUUAUUGUCAAAUGUCAAUGCAGGACAUUUGGAAAGCAUAGACACUCUUCUUGGAACAGUUAAUACGCACUAAAGUGGUACUACUGCCACCUGUAAUGAGAGAUGGGAGGCGGAAUAGUUGGGGUCUUCAAUACAUGAAUCUGUCUGACUGUGAGUGUGUGUGUGCGUGUGCAGAAAAAGGGCCUGUUUUUGAAAGCAGUGCAUAAACAGUUCAUUUCAAAUAUUGGCAUUUUUCUAUAGUACAAAUGAAAGAUAUGCAAUAAGUUUACCCCACCUUAAACAACAGGAAGAAAGAAGGGCUCAUUUAUAACCACAGCUGCAGCAGAGGUUGUGUACAUAUGGAUGUAGUUUGUGCAGGGAACAGCACCAUUCAUUAAUGGGUCCAAAGCCACUCAUUGCACUUCUGCAUAUUUGUGCUUGGCGCUGCUCAGUCCUUCCUGCCUUCCAUUUUAAAUCAGGAGCUGCUGCACCUAUUGACGGAAGGAAACCCUGGAGCUACCACCACCUCCUGACCAUUGCAUCAAAAGCGAAAAGCACAUUUUGACGCAAGUACCUUUAAUGAAAGUGGUUUUAGGUGCAACUGACUGGGGAGAAAAGCACAUGUUGCCCAUUGCGCUUGUGGAUGUAUAUGAGCCCUAGAGUGUAUAAAUGUGGGCUUAAAGCUUUAAGUUUAAAGGAGUAAAGGAAGGAAAAACAGCACAAGACUUUAUAGUGUGAAACUGCAAAUCAGUAACUAAGACUUUUUAGCAGACAAAAUCAGAGAUGAGUCAGGGAGUGAAAGGAAGCAAGAGAGAGAGGGGCUGAUCAGAGCACAAGAUAAAGGGAGUGGUAAUGGUGUAGGGGAGCAUGUUUGUGGGAACCAGGCCCCAGGGUCGAGAUGUUUUGAUACUUCAGUUUGCACUGUAAGGAAAUGUUUGCAGUUUCACAUUGCUCCACCCAUCUGAUAAUACUUUUCACUGAUAACUGGAGAAUACACAUUUAGAUCUGGAGCAUACACUUGAAAAAAUGUUUGGUUUUUUACUUUUUUUUAAUAUGUGUUAAAUAUUCUGUGUAAAUUAGUUUAUACUUCUGUCUUAAUAAAAAAGGAUUAAAUAUGA